AUGAUGAGUUCAUCUCAAAAUUCAAAAACUACAAUACCAUGCUUGGAUUCGAAUAUUCAGGAAAAACUAAAUAAAGCUAGAAAGGUACUCGAACGUGUUGAAAAUGAUCCCUCUAUCCCAGUUGGUGCGCCGUUGUUCCUCGAGGACCUGAACGACAAUCUCGCCAUCAUUGGCUCGAAGACCCGUACUCCUUCUCCUGCUGGUCUAUCACCACGACGAUCGAAACCUGGAACAAAGAGUCCUGUGUUGCUAUCACCUGGGAGAGAGCACUCGAUAGAGUCUGACCGUUCGUUGAAGGUGGUAAUAGCAACGAAGCGUGGCAAGCUUAGCUUUCUACCACCAGGAGAACUUCCACCUGAAAUUGACGACGAGGAUGCUAAAAUGGAUGAACGGAAGCAGGAGGUAAAACCUCUCACUCACAAAGACGAAUUCCAAGAUCUCCGCGAAAAGCUUGAGCGCGAGAAUGAACGAAGAAAGAUCGGUCCUGAUACUUAUUUGAUGGCAACUCAAGGUCCUUCGUUCAAUGCUCGUGUCCGUGACUAUCGUCGCAAUCUAUGGGGUGAUGGAGCACCACUGCUUUUUUGCUCCAGGUACACAGACAUACUUCGUGAGCUACAGACCGGAAUACAACCGAAAUCGAACGAAAACGCGACCGCGCUCCGGAAAGCGCCAUCGCUAAGUGCCAUCGAGCGGAUUAAAGCCGACAUUGACAAAGUCUCUCCAUGUGCCACCAGACGUAAUGCGGAUGGAACUUACGCUCCGAUCUUUGUCUCCCGUCUUCGUGAUGUCUAUCUCCGAAAGUCGUCGUUUGUCGUUUUUGAGUGCAUUGUGUCCGGAAGCCCGUCUCCCAAUAUCGAAUGGCAAUUCCAAGGUUCUACAUUGCAAAACGAUGGAAAGUACAUGAUCGAGCAAGGCCAGUCCAUUUGUCGUUUAACCAUCUCUCAACCAGCUGUUUAUGAUGUUGGCGAAUACACUUGCAUUGCGUCAAAUGAAUACGGAACUGACAAAACCUCCAGUCUGCUGAUCACUGGAGAAGCACCAGCUCGCCCAGGUCGUCCUGAAUGCGAGAUCAUCUCAGACACAGAAGCGCUAGUCACUUGGGAAGCUCCCGAUGGUCCUACAUGCCUUGAGGGAAUCGUUUAUCGGUUCGAAUAUCGACAAGCAGGACCUGACGACUACAACGCUCCCUGGGUGAUGAUAAGCGAUUCAGUAGACGAUGAGGCUGCUGUUGUGAAGCAUUUGGAACCUCUUACGUUCUAUCAGUUCCGAGUCACAGCUAGAAACGGCUUCGGAUGCGGAGUACCGAGUCUGACCAGUAGGAUUGUGCAGACUAAUGCAAGAGGAGCUCCUAAAUUGCCGUUAGACGGAAUGCGGGGUGAGAUCCGCUUCAAUGUCCUCACAGCGCCUCAGAAGACAUCUGCCCGACAACUGGAGGAAAUCUCCGAGGAGAGCGAAAGCGACAAUAUGUCACAAACAGAGCCCUACAGGUCGCUAGAGCUACUCUCUGCAGAUCCCACCAACAGAUUCCAGAUCGAGUCGUUACUCUUCAAAGGAAGAUUCUCGGUAAUACGACAUUCCGUCGAUUCCCAGAAAGAGGCUGGUGCUCACUAUUUAUGUCGAACACUUGCAGAUGAUAAGGAAGUAGUGCGCGAGUACGAGACGUUGAAAGAAGCUCAACACGACAACGUUCAGCACCUUAUCGCCGCAUAUCAAAACAUCGUUCAUCUUGACGUUAAUCCAUAUAACGUGAUGUUCCAGUCGAAAAGGAAUUGGAUUGUAAAACUUGUCGAUUUUGGCAGUGCUCAGCUCACAAAAGAAAGUAUCAAGCCUUCUGAAUUUGACGUGGCUUGGGCUGCUCCUGAGCUUCAUGCCAAAGACACCCCAGUAACUGUACAAAGCGACGUGUGGGGUAUGGGUGUGAUCACAUUUUGCCUAUUGAGUGGAUUCCAUCCAUUCACUUCUGAAUACGAUCGCCCAGAAGAGGUCAAAGAGAAUGUGAUAAAUGUAAAGUGUGAUCCGAACCUGAUCCCUGUGAACGCUAGUCAAGAGGCUCUCAGCUUUGUCACAUGGGCACUGAAAAAGAAUCCACUACGCCGAAUGCGAACGGAUGAAGCCUUGUCGCACCGCUUCUUGUCAUCAAAUCAACAAAUGGUGCGAAGAAGAGAAACAAUUAAGUGA
This is a messenger RNA of Angiostrongylus costaricensis, 2178 nucleotides long. NCBI's taxonomy places the organism in Eukaryota, Metazoa, Nematoda, Chromadorea, Rhabditida, Metastrongylidae. The record is from the annotation of a GenBank genome assembly.